Synchiropus splendidus (mandarinfish) is the source of this 5702-nucleotide messenger RNA. RefSeq names its product F-box protein 31 (gene fbxo31). The transcript is spliced from 9 exons. NCBI's taxonomy places the organism in Eukaryota, Metazoa, Chordata, Actinopteri, Syngnathiformes, Callionymidae. Gene Ontology annotation, molecular function: protein binding. The coding region runs from base 95 to 1747 and encodes 550 amino acids. The record is from RefSeq and is a predicted model, not a curated record.
UUCUGCGCACGCUCAGAUGACGGGGAGGAGGCGAUCCCACUGCAGCUGGUGUUUCUGUUGUAGUGACGUAAUGGUGCCCGUGUGCUGACUUCAGAUGGCUGUCUGUGCCAGGCUCUGCGGAGUAGGCCAGUCCCGAAGGUGCCGGAGAGGACAGCGGCAGAACCAGCAGGACCAGGGCAGCGACUCUGACAUGGAUGAGGAGGAGGAAGAGCGGAUCGUGGGCCGGAGACUGGGCGACGCUAGCUGCGAAGGAGGGGGCCCGAUGAGCGGAGGGCCAAACGGCGGCGGCGGUCAUGUCAACAGAGACGGCUGCCUGUCUGGCCCCGGCAACCCUGCGCUCCUGCACCCGCAGUCCCUGUCAGACCUGCCCCCGGAGCUCCUGGUGGAGGUCUUCUCCUUGCUGCCUGGGACCGUGUUGCCGAAUGUCGCUCUUGUCUGCAAGAAAUUCAGACAAAUCCUCAACACGGAGACCAUCUGGAGGAGGCGGUGCGUUAAAGAGUUCGGAAUGGAGGAGGAUCUCAGGCGGAUGGAAGUUGGGGGAGUUUCGAGCCGGGAUCUCUACGUCAAACUGCUUCAUCCCUACAGACACAUCCUGGGUCUCUGGCAGCCUGACAUUGGCCCGUACGGUGGUCUUCUGAACGUGGUGGUGGAUGGGCUGUUUAUUAUUGGCUGGAUGUAUUUGCCCCCUCAUGACCCUCGCGUGGAGGACCCCAUGAGGAGACGUCCCCUCUUUCGAAUCCAUAUGUUGGAAAGCAAUAAGGCCAUAGUGGAGUGCAUGUAUGGCCACAAGGGUCCCCACAAAGGAGAUAUACAGACGGUGAAGUUGGAUGAAUUCUCCACUAAAUGUAAUCAGACCGAUUACCACCGGAUGCCUGGAGGCAGACAGGAGGAAUUUCGGACAUGGCUGGAGGAAGAGUGGGGGCGGACACUGGAAGAAAUCUUCCACGAACACAUGCAGGAGCUCAUCCUGAUGAAGUUUAUUUACACAAGUCAAUAUGAUAACUGCUUGACAUACCGGAGAAUCUACCUGCCGCCUGAAAUGCCCUCUGCGCUGAUGCAACCUGGCCUCUUCAAGGGAACAUAUGGCAGCCACGGACUGGAGAUCGUCAUGCUCAGUUUUCAUGGAUCGUUUGCCAGAGCCACCAAACUCACGGGAGACCCCAAUGUUCCCGCGGGCCAGCUCACUUUAGACGUGGAUCUGAACCAACCGGUGACUCUACCAGACUUGGAGCGCCAGCGAAACAUAGAGGAACUCUCUCGACUGGUGUUGGGGAUCCACGAGCAAGUGCAGAGGGAGGCGGAGCAGCAGAACCCGAGCCCGCCUGCGACUGAAGCGCCUGCUGAGGAGAGGGAUUGUGAUGACGCAAGUGGAGCAGAGGAGAUGGGCGCAGAACGUGGGGUAUGUUUAGACGACUGCCAGCCUGGACCCAGUACCAGCUCUGGGCCUCCGGAAACUCAGCCCUUCAUCCUGCCGCUCGGAGUCAUGGCUCGCAAUGAGGUUUACCCGCGGACCUGCAGAAAGUGCUUCUACGGGACCGGCCUGAUCGCCGGACACGGCUUCACCAGUCCAGAGCGCACCCCGGGCCUCUUUGUGAUGUUUGAUGACGACCGCUUCGGUUUCAUCUGGCUCGAGUUGAAGUCUUUCAGUCUGUACAGCCGCCUGACGGACCAACUGGCCCACGCUCAUGCCCCAAACAUGGAGCGGUUCGAGGCCAUGCUGCGCAACAUGCAGUCCUGGACUUCUUGAUAAAUGCAGCUCCUCCUGCAAACACAAUGGUACUAUCAUGUCAGUCCAUGGACUUAUCUAUAGAGGAGUUUUACUGUUCCAAAAAAAACAAAAACAGUGAAAUCAUUCGUCCCCUUUACACUUGCGCUGCUGUUCCCAUGCGAGCACUCACUUUGAAUGACUUUGCCCCUCCAGUGCAGCAUGACAACAGGUCACUUUUUAUUUAUUUAUUGGUGAGGAGAGAAGGAAUGGUACAUUCAACCACUUAUAUGAUAGAUCAAACUGUAUUGUGCCUCUAACUCACGUCUGUACCCGUGUUUAGGUUGUUUCAUGUAUUAAACCCCAAAGUAUUAUUCCGAUUCCAGUGCCCACUAUUAUAAUGCAUGCUGCUCUCAACAAUCUCAGCCAAAAGUUUAGCAGCGAGUGAGGACUCUCAGAAAGUAAUGGUAGUCAGGCGCCGCAUAGGUGUCCAGCAGCUCCUCACACUGAAGCUUUUGGCCAUGGCUAGGUCGUGUCUUGUGCUAGCAUAUGUAGGGCUCUGCUGAACCUUGUGGAAGUAUAGCGUUCACUAUUGACCCCCAAAUGGAUUUACGUUUGAUCCCAACAUGGCUUCUUGGAGCGACAAUGGCUAGCAGCUAUGCCGAGGCGUUUCCUUAUCUAUUUGGGCACCUUUACCACAGUGAGUGUGACCCAUCCAAGUACGCCUCCUUUUUGAGAAGUUCGGUUGGACGUUUGUUGGAAUUCACUUUAAUCUGUGAUGAAUUGUCAAGAAUCUACGUCGGAGGAUUAGGGCCAAACACACAUACAAAAAUAAUAAAAAUAACAUUACGUGAUUAAAGUUGUAAUAUUACAAGAUUAAACUCGUAAUAUUACGACUUUAAUCCCGUACUACUACUACGACAUUGAGAUUAAAGUCAUAAUAUUGCAACUUUAAUCACGUACUACUACUACAACAUUGAGAUUAAACUCGUAAUAUUACGACUUUAAUCACGUACUACUACGACAUUAAUCUCGUAACGGAGACGCCUUGUCGUGUGGUGCUUUCCGUGGAAUAGACCCAGUCCUUUGGGACGUUAUGAAGCUGGUUCGGGGGGAACUUCAUGACCCAGAAUGCUGCAGUGUUGAAUGAACAUGUGCUGCAUGUACCAGGGGGAACCGGGCAGCAGGUAUUGGUUAACUAUGUGGAGCUGCUGAUAAAAAAAAGUUGAUUCUAAAACGUGAGUAUACCUCGUCUGCUUAUAAAGAAUAAAGCAAGACACAGUGUUUUCAACAACCGUACACUAACUAUUAUUUGUUGUUGAUGGACCAAAAGAUUAUGGAUUUCCUUAUUUAUAAAACCUAUACCGGAGUACAGCUUCACAAGGGGCUCUGCGUUGUUCAUUUUGACGGAGACAGUGCAGCCUCAGACUCUUUUACCGUCAGACAUCAGUCACAUAAUAUUACGAUAAUAAUCUUGUAGUUAUAGUACGUGAUUAAAGUCCUAAUAUUACGAGAUUAAUCUCAUAAUAUUACGACUUAAAUCACGUAAUGUUAUUUUAUAUAAAAUAUAUAUAUAUAUAUAUAUAUAUAUAUAUAUAUAUAUAUAUAUAUAUAUAUAUAUAUAUAUUUUUUUUUUUUUUUUUUAUGUGUGUUCCUAAUCCUCCAUCGUAAGAAUCAGUGUUUAUUAAACUGGAAAAUAGACACACAAAUAUUAGUGGGACAAACAAGCAAGAACACACAAAUUCUUAUCUUCAAAAUACUGUAAUAUUCCCAAGUGACAAUCAUGACCCAGAGACCGCUGCAUCAGACCAUUCUGAAGGUUAUUACCUGUCAAGUACUUCAUUUCCCCCCAGUUUCCCUCCUCAGUCCUUUUACAGUUGAAUCAAAGGCAGUGGUUCUCAAAUGGUACGACUUUGGUGAUGAAUGACAAGCCAAAAUUACAUUUCAUCUCAUCCUGUUCCGCUUAUUCCCUACUGGAGUCGUGGUCCGCUGGAGCCCAAUCCCAUCUGUGUGGACUAUGCCCUAAACACAUAGAGACAAACUUUCACACUCACAUCUACGGACAAUUUAGAGUCACCAAUUCACCUCUGUAUGUUUGGUUGCGACAGAUCGCUCCCAACGCGUCAAAUAGCUUCUAUUAGCAAGUGAACUUUUGCGCUCGAAAAGGGCACUUCAAAAGGUGGGACCACUAACGCCAGUUUGUGAGGCAGAGGAGAGGGCUGAUGCAUGGGUCUGGUUUGAGGGCUGGAUAUACAACGAGUCAGACACAAUUACAAAACGUGAAUGGUCCACCUCCCAAUGGCACUAACCCCAAUCUCCAUCUUUCUUUUACGUGAUGCGUUGCCUGUUGCCUCAGGAUCUGGCACGAAGGAGGAACAUGUGAGUCAUGCGUUAAAAUGCAACAUGGAAGAAUGACUUCAGCGUCACUGUUUGAAGCAAAAGUCCAAUUGAAAGUAGUCGCACGCCUUAGAAGUGGGAAUGAUUUAGAGCUAGGAUUGGGACCAAACUGCAGAACAAACAAACUCUACACAGGUGGAUUGGGUUCCACUUUGACAAAGUUUAAAAACCGUUCAGCCCUGUAAAAUCAUCUUUGCGGUCCACUUUUGGGUCCGGAUUAAGCUGUCGGGACUCACUGAUCUUAGGGUCAAACUGCGACUGGUAUUUCAGAAUAUGGCCGGCUAAGAUCAGCCUCUCGACUGAGGUGGAGUGUGUUCCAACGCUGUCCAGAGUUCGUCUAUCUUUGGGUCCUUCGCUUGUCUGAAGGACUCUUCAUAGCUGGUGAUGGCUUUUGGGAAUGUCUUGCUCUUCCCUGAGAAGGUCUGUAGGAAGUUUCUAUGGAGAGCAAAGCCUGGCCAUCUUUGCUUGGACUGCUGCCUCCUUGACACGUCCUACUGACCAGAAUAGUGGAUGUAAAAUGCUCUGCUUAAAGAAGUAAGAACAUAGCUGCGGAUUUCUAAACAAUGAUAAUAAUCUAUCAUGCUGCGCUUUUGCAUCAGCAUUUUUUUUUUUUUUUUGAAGGUUUUGCUCUACAGGCAGCUAAGAGUCCAGCGCGAGGUGCCUUUACCGACUAGUGCAGUUCAACCUGAACUGACCAAACAGCGACCUUCCACACCUACUUCCAUCUCUUUUCACACCCAGCUUGAGUUAUUCCUUUCGUCAACUACUGUACAUUCGUGUUCUCCCACUCUUACUUUAUCUAUCAUGAACCGGUUCAGUCGUCGGCCCUAAAUGUUUGGCUCUUAGUUGUGUUAGAUUGUGGAGGCCUCAGAUGUGUUAGUGAGCAUCUUCCGUCCCAUCAACCACUCGACCUCCUGCUGCUUUGCUUGUCAACACAAACUUCAAAUCUGCGUUCGCUUGUCAUCCUGCAUCGAUCACUUAUUAUGUGCCACUGCCAACCUGCUGGUAGACUGUGAGUUGGUGAAGCUGUUUUGCCAGGUGACUAUACACACCUGUUUAUAAGCUGAAUUGAAUCAAAAUAUGAAUAAUAAUGGAUGUUUUGGCUCUUUAUUUUUGACAUGUGUUGCAUCUGUUUAUUGAAAAUGGCUUGUUAACUUAUUUUAAACAAACACUCGCGAACCGAACACACACAGCUCAGUGAUGGCAUUGUGUCUCAUCGUGGCCUAUCGGUGAUGCCCAGUAGCUUUUCCUCUCCAAGUGCACUUUUCUGGGCGGAUUUGUGAACCUUUCAAAACCACAGGCCAGCACUUUUAUAUCAGACUGCAUCUUUAUUGACGUUUGCAAAGAAGAAAAAAGGAAUCUUUUAAUCUCAUGACAUGGAAUACGCUUUAGAUCCCAAGUAUUUACGUGUACACUGACCAUCUGUACUGUGCAUAUUUGAAUGAUUUGCAUUUGAAAGGUGUUGCUUUUACUGUUUUAACUUGAUUUUGUGAAUUCUGUUCGACCUCAUUCACUGCUAUUUCAGGGAGCUUUCCAGCUAAACGCUCUUCUCAGUAAUAAAGAUACGCUAAAUAUGCGUGUGAGUGCUCCUUUAUUGCGG